AUGCGUUCCCGUCAUCUAUUCUCGAUUUUAUUUUUGGGCAUCGUUACACUCAUCAGUGCAAGCGCAAACUCGGCCACCGUUACACGAAUCCUAUACCAGUUUCCCAACUUAACCUCUCUCGAAAACAUCGCUGUUCGCAGUAAUGGGCACCUUCUGUUAACACCAGUGACAUCCUCUUCGCUAUAUUCUCUAGAUCCAUCUUCCCCAAAAGUCGCAAAUCUAGUCCACACGUUUCCGAAUGCGACAUCUCUCCUGGGUAUCACCGAAUAUGAGCCCGAUGUCUUUGCGCUUGUUUCCGGGGCCGACCCCGAAGAUCCAUCAAUUCCUUGGGUGAUUUGGAGUGUAGAUUUGAAAGGGUAUCUUGAAGGAUCCAAGAACCCACUUGUACGAAAAAUCGCCACUUUACCAAAAGCACUCUUUCUUAACGGAUUGACACAUCUCGCACCGGGAAGUCCUUGGAUCCUUGCUGCAGACUCGCAGCUUGGACUUAUUUGGCGAAUCAAUGUCAACACGGGGGCAGUCAACGUCGCAAUCUCGGACCCCUUAAUGGCACCGGUGACGGAGUUUGGCAUCGCCUUAGGAGUGAAUGGUAUUCACAUCUUUCAAUCCCAUCUCUUUUUUACCAAUAUAUUCCUCAAAGGAGGCUUUUUCGCGAAAAUCCCAAUUGAUCCAAGGACUGGGACGGCUCUAGGAAAAGCGACUAUGGUAGCGAGGAAUGGACUUUGCGAUGAUUUUGCCAUAGACUCGAAAGGCAACGCGUGGGUGACUCAGAACUUGUUGAACGGGGUUCAAGUCAUUAAGCCUGAUGGUUCUGUUCGGGUACCCAUUGGUGGUGUCAAUGACACCAUUCUGGAGGGUGCAACUGGAGCUGUGUUUGGGAGAACUCUCAAGGAUAAGAAUGUUCUCUAUGUGUCAACCAAUGGUGGAUCAGCGGUUCCUGUACCUGGAACAUUUAGAGUUGGUGGAACUGUGGUUGCUGUUGACACAAAUCUCUUGUAG
Messenger RNA from Glarea lozoyensis ATCC 20868, 999 nucleotides. RefSeq names its product Calcium-dependent phosphotriesterase. Bases 1 to 999 code for a protein of 332 amino acids. The transcript has a single exon. NCBI's taxonomy places the organism in Eukaryota, Fungi, Ascomycota, Leotiomycetes, Helotiales, Helotiaceae. The record is from RefSeq and is a predicted model, not a curated record.